CAUAAUGGACAUUCAACAGUACGGAUUCAUUCACGUCUUGGUGUUGUCGUUCUCGUAAAGAAGGUCAUAACUGUAGUCUUCAUUGGUGGUUGGUGGGAGAGUUGAACUAUACCAAAGCAGCUGAUGGUUUUAUAAAUCUAUUCCAAGUGAAACUUUUUUCCGUUUCGAUUUGUUUCGGUUUUUCGUUUCCUAUUACUAAAAGUAUAUCGACUUUGGUGAAAAGUGAUGAUGUGAUACGAUUCGUUUACGACGAUGGAGACAUCAAUUUUAAUUUUUUAUUCGGAUAUAGAUGUAAUUAACUUUCUUAUAUACGUUAAGUAAAUCAAGUUACCUUAAUUAUUUCACCUAGAAGGUUCGACGUUUGGAGAACUGAACGCUGAUCAUUAUGUAUAAUUGUGGAAUGAAGAAACAUCAAGUAUUGUAUUGGUUCAAAGGAAGAUUAAAACAUCAAAUAGGCAUGAUGAACAUAAUUUUUUACGGAAUAUUCUUAUUAUUGAGUAGUUCUUUCGUCCAUUCAGCGGAUAACAAUUAUUAUACCAUCGUAUCUCCCAAAGUACUGAGACCGAAUAGCGAUUACCUUAUUUCAGUCAGUAUUCAAUACGCUGAUUCGCCAACUUUGGUUAAUUUAGAAAUCAAUGGUCAACAAAAUAGCGGGGGUGUUUUCAAAGCUACGCAAUCGGUUACAGUUGAUCCAUUUUCUACGCGAAUUGUUCGCCUGGAGAUCAGCGAUACAGGUCCAGGCUCGUACAGUUUGAUUGCUCAAGGAACAGGAGGAGUUAAUUUUAGGAACACAACAACGUUAGAAUACAUGCAUAAGAGUUAUUCGGUUUUCAUACAAACAGACAAAGCUAUUUAUAAACCAGGUCAUAAAGUAUUGUUCAGGGUUAUUGUGUUGAAUCCUACCCUUAGGCCAGUCUCGACGACAUUUUUAGAUAUUUACUUCACGGAUGGUAAAAAUAACCGAAUCAAGGAAUGGAAACGCCAGGUGACAACUUAUGGCGUUUAUUCGUCAGAGCUACAACUGAGCGAGCAUCCGGUGCUUGGUCAUUGGAACAUUACGGUCAGCAUACAAGAUCAGCUGUUCAAAAAAAGUUUCGAAGUUGCCGAAUACGUUUUGCCUAAAUUCGAAGUGUCGAUUAGUACACCUUCUCAUGCUAUUUUCAAAGAUAAUCGUCUCGUGGCCACGAUUCAUGCCAAGUAUACUUAUGGUAAACCUGUUAAAGGAGAAGCGACUAUUUCGGUGAAUCCGAAUAUUUACUCGGGAGUUAUACAGCCAUUUUUGCUCAACCCUAUUUAUAAAGUUGUCCCCAUCAAUGGAAAAGCAGUCGUUGAAUUCGAUUUGACCAAAGAUCUGAAGUUAUCGGAUGAUUACGAACGUAUUAUUCAAUUGGACGUAGCUGUAGAAGAAACUCCAGGAGGUCGUCGACAAAAUAACUCCAUUCAAGUUGUAUUGCAUAGACAUAGAUAUAAAAUGGAACUAGUCAAGACGAUGGAGUACUUUAAACCUGGAUUAAAAUACACCGCUCAUUUGAAGCUGCUGUAUCAUGAUGGUAAACCGGUUACCGAUAAUGUAAAUUACGUCAAAGUGAAACAAUUUUAUUCCUAUAAUGACGAUGAAUUUACCGAAUCGAAACAUAGACUGUCGGAAGAUGGUAUCGUGGAUUUACAUUAUUAUCCUCCUCGAACGAACGUCACUAUUUUGCGAAUAGAAGCCGAAUACUUGGAUUUGAAAGAAUCCCUGCCAUCAAUCGCUGCAGCAGUAUCGCCCAGCAAUACAUUCAUUCAAGCUGUGCUCAAAACGAAAAACCCAACAGUCAACCAGUUCGUCGAAAUCGAUAUUAACUGCACGGAGCAAAUAGAAUUCGUCCAUUAUGAGGUAUUCGGACGAGGAGGUAUCAUUACAGCGAAUACUUUCGUUUUACCGAGGAACAGUUCUAGCGCCACAAUUAAGGUAAUGACCACAGCUACGAUGGCUCCAGCUGCACAUUUCGUCGUCCAUUACGUUAACGACGCUGGAGAAGUUAUAGCCGAUGAAAUAGAUAUCGAAUUGAACGAGCUACUACAAAAUUACGUUCAUGCCACAUCUUUGCAAAAUGAACUAGAACCAGGUAACCCGGCCGAGGUACUUUUGGAAGCCAAGCCCCAUUCUUUCAUCGGUGUAUUAGGUGUAGACCAAAGCGUUCUACUGCUCAGGACUGGUCAUGAUAUUACUCACGAUACCGUGUAUAAUGAAUUAAAAUCGUACGAUACCGGUGACGCGUCCAGUUUACGAUAUAUCCGCGAUAUAGCCGAUGAAAGGUCAAUGCAUUUAUUGCCAAGUUCAUUUACUGCUCAACAAGCCUUCACGAAAUCCGGAGCUGCUGUCAUGACCAAUGCUUACGUACACGAGCAUAACCCUUGGGCUUCUAAAAGGAAAGAAAAAGCGAGUAGUGUAAAUUCGGACCGAGUUAUAACAGUGAAACCGGAUAUCGGCCCACCUGUUGUAUAUAAAUUAGUUACUAGACGACCGCUCGCUGGCCCUUAUGCAUUUUCAAAUAUUCCCACCCCAGCGUGGAAUCACCCGAGAGUUUUUCUUUCGCACGAUGUAGCGGAUACGUGGUUCUUCGGUAACUAUACCGUUGGAUUUGACGGAAAAGCGACGCUGAAGAAGACUAUACCGGAUACCAUAACGUCAUGGGUUAUCAGCGCUUUUUCCAUUGAUAACGUCAACGGCUUCGGAUUGCUAAAUGAACCAUUGAAACUAAAAAGUUUCAAGUCGUUUUUCAUUUCGUUGGAUUUACCGUAUUCGGUAAUGAGAGGAGAGGUGAUCGCCGUUCCUGCCAUGAUAUUUAAUUACCUGAAUAGCGACGCGUUUGUCGAUGUUACCAUGGAAAAUAUCGGAGAAUUCGAAUUCGCUGAUUAUUCCAAUGAAAUCGAGGCGCCAGUUGGUUUAGAAUUAUACAGAAGAAAGCGAAUCAGCGUUGCUGCUGGUACCGGAAAAUCCAUAUCGUUUUUGAUCAAGCCUAUUGCUUUGGGACACAUUAGUAUUAAACUCGUUGCCAACAGCCCGAUUGCCGGAGAUGCCAUUGAAAAAAAAUUACUAGUCAAGCCGGAAGGUGAAACUAUUUAUAAAACGAAAUCCAUGUUUAUCGAUUUGAGAACUAAUACGUUGUUUGAAAAACAACUCACGUUGGAUAUUCCCAAAAAUAUUAUUUCAAGUUCCGAAUACAUCGAAGUAUCAGUGAUUGGCGAUGUCAUCGGAUCGAGCGUAUUGAAUGUUGGUAACUUACUUCGUAUGCCUUUCGGAUGUGGUGAACAGAAUAUGCUUAACUUUGUGCCAAAUAUUGUCGUAUUGGAAUAUUUAAGAAAUACCCAUCGCUUAACCCAAGCCAUCGAAUCAAAAGCCAUUCAAUUUUUAGAAAGCGGUUACCAACAAGAAUUAACAUUCCGUAGAUCGGAUGGAUCGUUUAGCGCAUUCGGAUCAUCCGAUCCCAGUGGAAGCACAUGGUUAACCGCCUUCGUGGCUAAAUCAUUCCGUCAAGCUGCCCUAUUCAUCAAUGUGGAAGAAAGCGUCAUUAUGGAUGCCCUGCAGUGGCUUUCGGAACACCAAAGUAGACUGGGCAGUUUCCCCGAAAUGGGCAAAAUCUACCAUACCGAAAUGCAAGGCGGAUCUACGAACGAGAUUUCCCUCACAGCUUACACCUUGAUAGCUUUCCUCGAGAACGCCAAAGCUACAUCGCAAUUCAGAACGACCAUUUUGAGAGCUACCGAAUACAUCGUGAAUAAUUUGCAUAAAGUUGCCGACGAUCCGUACGCGUUGGCUAUUUGCACUUAUGCCUUGGCCUUGGCCGAUCAUCCUGAGAGAAAUGCAGCUUUCGAUGCUCUAGAGUCGAAUGCUCAAACUGCUGAGAAUUUGAAAUUCUGGAAACGAAAAGAUCGCGAAUCCGAUAAAAACAAUCCAUGGACCAAGGUGCCCAAUUCGUUGAAUAUCGAGAUGACAUCGUACGCGUUGUUGAGCUACGUUAAAAAAGGACUUUACGAGGAUGCCAUUCCAAUUCUAAAUUGGUUAAUUACUCAGCAAAAUGACCAAGGUGGUUUCGCUUCGACUCAGGAUACCGUGGUAGCUAUUUAUUCGCUAUCGAAAUUAGCCGAGAAGAUAGCUUCGAAACGUACCAACCUGAUUGUAAACAUAACCUCGGACGAUUCGACCCAUAAAGCGACGAUUAACGAGGGCAAUUCGCUAGUUUUGCAAAAAUACGAAAUGCAUCGAAACAUCAGGAACAUCAGUAUAACCUCAUACGGUACCGGUUUCGCUGUAGUUCACGUAUCGUACAGAUAUAACGUCAAUGUUACCGGAGAAUGGCCAUUAUUCAUUUUAGAUCCGCAAAUUGAUAAGAAUUCUAACAGCAAUCAUUUGCAAUUAUCUGUUUGCACCUCAUUUGUUGGAGGGAACGAGAGCAAUAUGGCUGUGAUGGAGAUAAAUCUACCUUCUGGGUUUACCGCAGAUAUGGAUUCAUUACCUAGUUUAUUGUUAUCAAAUUUGGUUAAAAAAGUCGAAACCAGAGAUGGCGAUACAGCUAUAGUUUUAUAUUUUGAUAAAAUGACCAAGAAAGAAAUUUGUCCCACUAUUUCAGCCCAUCGUGUACACAGAGUAGCCCAUCAAAGAUCAGUUCCUAUAGUCGAAUACGAUUAUUACGAUCAAACUCGAAGAAGUAGAGUAUUUUACGAGAUACCGGGACCGCAUUUAUGUGAUAUUUGCGAAGAAACAGACUGCGCGAAGAUUUGCGACGGAAAAUUGAAAUUCCAGAAAAGUGAGAAAGAAGGAAAUUCCGCUAAUCUUUCAGCCUCGUGCGCUCACCUAACAUUAGUCUUAGGGUUAAUUUGUUUUUCCAUUGUUAAACAUUUGUUAUGUAACUAAGUCAAUUAAAUUGUUUUUUAUUUA
This is a messenger RNA of Planococcus citri (citrus mealybug), 4921 nucleotides long. RefSeq names its product CD109 antigen-like. The coding region runs from base 386 to 4897 and encodes 1503 amino acids. The transcript is spliced from 27 exons. Gene Ontology annotation, cellular component: extracellular region. Gene Ontology annotation, molecular function: endopeptidase inhibitor activity. The record is from RefSeq and is a predicted model, not a curated record. NCBI's taxonomy places the organism in Eukaryota, Metazoa, Arthropoda, Insecta, Hemiptera, Pseudococcidae.